This is a messenger RNA of Macrobrachium nipponense, 2018 nucleotides long. RefSeq names its product septin-7-like (gene pnut). Gene Ontology annotation, biological process: intracellular protein localization; cytoskeleton-dependent cytokinesis; cilium assembly. Gene Ontology annotation, cellular component: septin ring; cell division site; microtubule cytoskeleton. Gene Ontology annotation, molecular function: molecular adaptor activity; GTPase activity; GTP binding. Lineage: Eukaryota; Metazoa; Arthropoda; Malacostraca; Decapoda; Palaemonidae. The record is from RefSeq and is a predicted model, not a curated record.
AAGAAGAAGCAAAGGAUGAAAUGGUUACGACGCAUGGCGCACCGCAGUUGUUAUAAUAAACAAAACAAGUGGUUUCGAUCGUUGGCGGCCAAAACCAAAAUUAUCAGUGAAAAUGAAUAAGCCAGGAACAUAUGCUACUACCAGGGCUGUUACAGAGUAAACGGGAAAUGUUCUUCAAGUCGGAAGGCGGCAGCGGGGGCGGGUCGGGCGGGGGCGGCCCGGGGGGGCCUCUGAGCGCCCCAUCGACAGCCCCUCCCGCCCCUCCUGUCACAUCUCCUGCGACAGCGCCUCCUCCACCCCCCACCGCCACCACCACAUCCACCACCGGCACGACUCAACCGGCCAGCGUGGCCUCUAUCAAGGAACAGCUACUCACCCCCAAGGAACGCAAGGAGCACAAAGAUGAAGAGAACAAGGAGAAUAAAUUAGUGAAAGAAAUGGUGAAGGAGCGACGCCCCCGAGAGGUUGAUGGCUACGUUGGUUUUGCCAAUCUGCCCAACCAGGUGUAUCGUAAAGCAGUCAAGAGAGGAUUCGAAUUCUCGCUCAUGGUGGUCGGUGAGAGUGGAUUAGGCAAAAGUACUCUUAUCAAUUCCAUGUUUCUCUCUGACAUAUACUCAAAUGAUCAUCCCGGACCAUCACACAGAGUAAAAAAGACUGUUGCGGUUGAAACUACCAAAGUUCUUUUGAAAGAGAAUGGUGUGAACUUGAUGCUCACUGUUGUAGAUACUCCAGGGUUUGGGGAUGCAGUUGACAAUAGCGAUUGCUGGCAGCCAGUAACGGAUUAUGUGGAAAAUAAAUAUGAAGAAUACCUCAACUGUGAAUCUAGAGUUAAUAGAAAACAAAUUAGUGAUAGUAGGGUACAUUGUUGCCUUUAUUUUAUUGCUCCUUCUGGUCAUGGCCUUAAACCCUUAGAUGUAGAAUUCAUGAGACGCCUACAUGACAAAGUAAAUAUUAUUCCUGUUAUAUCAAAAGCAGACACAUUAACGCCGGAUGAAUGUCAACACUUAAAAAAACAGGUACUUAAUGAAAUUGCACAACACAAGAUAAAAAUCUAUGAAUUUCCUGAAGAGGAGGGAGACACCAAUGCCCUUAAAAUGAAACAACGAGUACCAUUUGCUGUUGUUGGGUCCAAUACGAUAGUAGAAGUAGACGGAAAGAAAGUACGAGGCCGAAAAUAUCCUUGGGGCAUUGUUGAAGUUGAAAAUAUGGAGCACUGUGACUUUAUUCCUCUUCGUAACAUGUUGAUCCGCACACACAUGCAAGACUUGAAGGAUGUUACUAACAAUGUCCAUUAUGAAAAUUAUCGUUGCCGAAAAUUGGGUGGUAUCACUGGAAAUGAUGGAAAGUUGAAAAUGUCCAAUAGCCCUUCAUGCCCGCAAAGGACACUGAACACUUGUGUAACAGUUUGGAACCCUCUAGCUCAAAUGGAAGAAGAAAAAGCAGAACAUACCAGUCGCAUGAAGAAAAUGGAAGCCGAAAUGGAACAGGUGUUUGAAAUGAAGGUCAAGGAGAAGAUGGCUAAAUUGAAUGAGUUGGAAGCUGAUUUACAAAAAAGAAAUGAAUCAGUCCGGAAAAAGCUUGAAUCUGAUGUUGCCGAGUUGGAUGAAGAGAGAGAACGGUUUGAAAGAGAUAAAAAGGCUUGGGAGGCUGCAAAUGGUGUCACAGUAGAAGAACUUCGACGGAAAUCCCUGGAAUCAAUCAGCAGAGAGACCUCCUCCCUGGCGUCUUCCAGCAGUGCUUCGGGUAGCUCUCAGAAGAGCUCCCCAAAGUUCUCCCGUACCUACUCUCUUCCCAGGCAUAAAUUCAAACAGAAUGAACAGUGUAACCAGCAGUAAUUGAAGAUAUAGAAGAUGAGUUGCUGUCCUGUUGAUUGCGGCUCUGUUAUUUAACCUUUAGGAAAAGGAAAAUAUCAGAUUAAUAUGUGUCAUGGUAAAUUAAGAUUCAGAAACAUUUAUCACAUUCCUGGGUGAACAAUUGGCAUUGUAUCUAACAUCAAAACAAAGUAUUGCAUGCAACAU